AUGGCCAUGGAGUCCAACGGGUCUAUUUUCGACGAGGCUCAAUAUCGCCAGGAUGUACUCCACCUCUCUUCACCAGAAGCCGAACAAGCGCGGGCGCAACAGCUGGCCGACGAAGCCCGACAACUGGGCGUGAAGAUUCCAGAAACGGAAGCAACAGCGCCGUUGUCUGCCUCGAUUGCAUCGGGUUUACUUGAGCUCUCUUCGCCUGUUCUCUCGUCAGGCUCGUCGACCGAUCGCAUCUCUGUCUACGAUGGCUCCGUUACCCCGUCGCAUGAACCCGGUUCUCCGUCAACCUCGGCGCUGGAUCAGGUUGCUUUGUCGUUGUCCGAGAUUACAAUUGCUUCCGAGAAUUUCAAGCCUGGCAGUACGCGAUCGCUGGCGUCGCUAUCUACCCGGCCAACUUCAUUUUGUUCGAGUGAGGGGAGGACGGGACUUGCUGGCCAUGGAUACAUUGAUCCUUUUGAGGGGAAAUCCCACCGUCAUUCUAUGCUGAGUGUCGCAUCUGCCGAUAAGAAGGAGAAGCGGCGCAGCAGCUUGAAGUCUGCCAUUGGACGGAUUCAGUUUCGCAAGAAGCGCCCUUCCCCGCCGCUCGUCAUGUCUCCUGAUUCGCAACUCGCCAUUCCCAAGGGCGACAAAGGCAUGGAUCAUGUCUACCUCGAGUCUACGCCUGAAUCUAGCGCACCUGAUGAUGGCCCCAUCCCUCCGGCCAUUCCUCGUCCUCCCAAAAGGACCACCGAAGCCGCUCUUCCUCGGCUGAGAAUUCCGCUGUUUAACAAAGAAGCCUUGCAGCGAAGCUUGGAUGACCCCGAGCUGAGUGAGUUGCACAAGAAGCAUGAAAUGGAGAAAAAUCGUCACCUUGCUUUCCAAGAGACCGCCUUGAACAGCCUCCGGCGCCGGCACCAGGAUGCUGUAUCUGAAAAGCGGUCCGAUAAUGAGCGCCGGGAGGAGGAGAAACGCGAAAAGAACAUCGAUGACACAAUUAGACUGGAAGAGCGACAACUCGCAGUCGAAAUCGAACAGCAACGCGAGUUCGACCGUGCGAAGAUGAAUUCGGCUACCCGCAUCAAGCAUAUGGAGGGCUAUUUCCGCAACGCCAGCCCACCACCCUCUCCCUCCAUAACAGCAACAACAGGCGGACGGUCAUCAGGGUCAUUUUCAGAUUCCGCUUCGACUCCACCUGCCCGCCAGUUCACUCGGCAGCACAUGGAACAGCUAGAACAGCAAUACCACGAUCACGAGUCCAUGGACCAGCUCCACGACGCCCGCAUCAAAGUCCUCCGAGACCGCCAAGAUGUCAAGCUCCAAGAAACAAUGGCGCGCCUAGAAAAGGAACUGAACACAAUGUGCAAGCAACACAAGCAGGAUAUCACCACCAUCCAACAAGAGCAACAAGCCGAAGAGGCAUCCCUCAACCAAAUCCUGGACUCAAAGAAGACUGCGCUGCGUGACCGCUGGCAUUUGGAAGAAGCCAUCCUGCGCCAAACCCUCGAAGUGCGACAUGGCCAACUAUAUGGCCCCCUGCCGCCUAUCUCAUUCACAAACGCUACCUCUGACAUCGAUACCCCCGUUACAAUCACCGUCCCGGAAUCCUCGCCUCUGGGAGCAUCGAGUACUCCGGACACAAUCCAUCCUCAGGAUGGCGUGGCGCCCUAA
Messenger RNA from Penicillium antarcticum, 1653 nucleotides. RefSeq lists its product as uncharacterized. The transcript has a single exon. The record is from RefSeq and is a predicted model, not a curated record. Lineage: Eukaryota; Fungi; Ascomycota; Eurotiomycetes; Eurotiales; Aspergillaceae. Bases 1 to 1653 code for a protein of 550 amino acids.